Molecule: messenger RNA, 6581 nt
Organism: Syngnathus acus (greater pipefish)
Lineage: Eukaryota; Metazoa; Chordata; Actinopteri; Syngnathiformes; Syngnathidae
Product: kinesin-like protein KIF13B
Exons: 42
Coding region: 133-6102 (1989 amino acids)
Biological process (GO): regulation of protein localization; microtubule-based movement
Cellular component (GO): adherens junction
Molecular function (GO): microtubule binding; ATP binding; cell adhesion molecule binding
Source: RefSeq, a predicted model, not a curated record
AUCAGUUACCAACUGGCAACUUGUUCGCUGGCUAAAUCUCACUGCAGUAAUCUCUUGAGCUGCGAGGUGACAUGGCUUGACGAAACUCUACGGGAAUUUUCAGGAAAUACAACAGGUGGACGAGCCCACGCAAUGCCCCGUGGACCACCGUCAGACGGCACCAUGGAAGACAAUAAGCUCAAUGACUCGAACGUAAAAGUCGCUGUUCGUGUGCGACCAAUGAGCAGAAGAGAAAAAGACCUCACGACAAAAAGUGUGGUUGAAAUGGAAGGGAACCAGACAAUAUUGAAUCCUGCCAUUGUGACUUUGAGCAAAGGAGACCCCCGGAAUCAGCCAAAGGUUUUUGCUUAUGAUCACUGUUUCUGGUCCAUGGACGAAUCCCAGAGAGACAAGUUUGCAGGUCAAGAAGUAGUGUUCCAGUGCCUUGGGGAGAGUUUGCUAGACAAUGCCUUUAUGGGUUACAACGCUUGCAUCUUUGCUUAUGGGCAAACAGGCUCCGGCAAGUCUUACACCAUGAUGGGCUCAGCAGAGCAGCCUGGUCUGAUCCCUCGCCUCUGCAGCUCCUUGUUCUCCAGGACCAUGCAGGAGGCUCGAGAGGGAGAGAGCUUCACUGUGGAAGUCUCCUACAUGGAGAUUUACAAUGAGAAAGUCCGAGACCUGCUCGACCCUAAAGGAAACCGUCAAGCACUAAGGGUAAGGGAGCACAACGUUUUAGGACCUUACGUUGAUGGGCUGUCACGUCUGGCUGUGGCUAGCUACAAGGACGUUGAAUCUCUGAUGUCAGAGGGAAAUAAAUCUCGCACUGUGGCCUCCACAAACAUGAAUGAAGAGAGCAGCCGAUCUCAUGCUGUGUUUAACAUCAUACUCACUCAUACUCUAAUGGACCUACAAUCGGGGACACGUGGAGAGAAGGUAAGCAAGCUCAGUCUCGUGGACCUGGCAGGAAGUGAGCGUGCAGCAAAGACUGGGGCAGCUGGUGAAAGGCUGAAAGAAGGCAGCAACAUUAACAAAUCUCUUAGCACAUUGGGUUUGGUGAUCUCAGCCUUGGCGGAUCAAGGUGCAGGAAGGAACAGGAGCAAGUUUGUUCCCUACAGGGACUCUGUGCUCACCUGGCUGCUCAAGGACAGUUUGGGGGGGAACAGCCGCACAGCCAUGGUGGCCACGAUCAGCCCAGCAGCAGACAAUUAUGACGAGACUCUGUCCACCCUGCGUUAUGCUGACCGGGCCAAAAGCAUUGUCAACCACGCUGUGGUCAACGAAGACCCCAAUGCCAGAAUAAUCAGGGAGCUGCGAGAGGAAGUAGAGAAACUGAAGGAGCAGCUUACAGAGGCCGAGUCUAUGAAGGCCCCUGAGCUGAAGGAGCGGCUGGAGGAGUCCGAGAAACUAAUCCAAGAGAUGACGGUGACUUGGGAGGAGAAACUCAGGAAAACCGAGUCUAUUGCACAAGAGCGUCAGAGGCAGCUGGAGAGUUUGGGUAUUUCCCUGCAGUCGUCUGGCAUCAGAGUAGUGGAUGACAAGUGCUUCCUGGUCAACUUGAAUGCUGACCCUGCCCUCAAUGAACUGCUCGUCUACUAUCUAAAGGAGCACACGCGUGUGGGCUCAUCCAACUCACAGGACAUCCAGCUGUGUGGGAUGGCCAUCCAAGCCGAGCACUGCAUCAUCGAUAUCACCCAAAACGACGGUGUGGUGCUCACACCUCACCGUAAUGCUCGGACAUGGGUGAAUGGCACCAUGGUCACUGGUCCAGUGCACCUUCAUCACGGAGACCGGAUCUUGUGGGGAAACAACCAUUUCUUCAGGAUCAAUCUACCCAAGCAUUUGGUCCAUGCCGGGGGUGAGGAGGAGGAGGAGGGAAGAGCUAAGAUAAAAACCUACUUAAGUACGGAGCAACUGGAGGUGGACCUUGAUGCAUCCAGCGAUGUUUCUAGUGAAGUGGGCUUUGAAUUUGCUCAAGCUGAAGUCAUGAUGAAAGGAAUGGCCAUUAACGACCCCUUGCAGUCAGUAUUACAGACCCUUGAGAGGCAACAUGAGGAAGAGAAACGCUGCGCCCUGGAGCGGCAGAGGCAAAUGUACGAACAGGAGCUGCAGCAGCUUCGUCUGCGGCUCAACCCAGAGAAAUCGCCCCAUCUCCUCGACUUGUCGGGCUUACCAAAUAGUACUGCUGCCACUGGAACAUCUCUAGUCCCCCACAAACGUAUGAGGCGCUGGAGUGAAGACAGAGAGGCUAUGAUUACUCGAAGCCUUCGACGUCUAAAGGAGCAGAUCGUUCGUGCCAACCUUCUAGCUCAGGAGGCCUGCUUUAUUGCAGAGGAACUGAACAAAAGGACAGAGUACCUAGUGACUUUGCAGAUACCAGCUGCCAAUCUGGAUGCCAACAGGAAGCGUGAUGUGGUGCUGAGUGAGCCGGCCAUUCAGGUUCGCCGUAAAGGGAGAGGGAAGCAGAUCUGGGCAAUGGAGAAGAUGGAAAACAGGCUGGUGGAUAUGAGGGAUCUUUACCAAGAAUGGAAAGACUUUGAUGAAGACAACCCUGUGAUGCGGUCUUAUUUCAAACGAGCCGACCCAUUUUUUGAUGAGCAGGAAAACCACAGUCUGAUUGGAGUGGCCAAUGUUUUCCUGGCAUGCCUGUUCUAUGAUGUAAAACUGCAGUAUGCAGUUCCCAUCAUCAACCAGAAGGGAGAGGUGGCGGGCCGACUACAUGUGGAGGUAUGGCGAGAAAUAGAAAGCUCAGAGGCAGAAGGUUCAAUACAAAGUAGCACUGAUGGAGAUGCACAAGAGCGUAAACUGAACUGUGUGGUGAAAGUCCUUCAGGCUACCGGUCUUCCUCGUCACCUGUCUAACUUCGUCUUCUGCCAGUAUCACUUUUGUGGACAGACAGAGCCAAUGUUCAUUCCUCCGGAAUUAGGGCGGGCCCCCUCACCCUCUGCUUCCAAAGACCCUCAGUGCACCGUUAUUUUUGACAGCUCCAAGGAAUUUUCAGUGCCAGUGUCAGAGGACUUUUUGGAGUAUUUGUCUGAGGGUGCAGUGGCUAUCGGAGUGUAUGGUCACAAACAGGACAGCCAUCGGAGGAACUUGGCACUGUGGGACCUUGGUGUAAUUCAAGCCAAAACCCGUUCACUCAGAGAGAGGUGGAGCGAGGUGACUCGGCGAGUGGAGCUGUGGGUGCAGCUCAUGGAGCUAAAUGAUGCAGGGCAGUUCACACCCGUCGAAAUUCUUCCUGCAAAAGACGUAAGGACUGGAGGAAUUUUUCAACUUAGGCAGGGCCAGUCUCGCCGAGUCCAGGUGGAGUUGCACUCCGUGCCAGACUCUGGCACAAUGCCACUUAUCUCCAUCUCUAUCCUCUCUGUGUCCAUUGGAGACGUCAAGGUCCAAAAUACACCGAAAGGCAGGGACUCGAUGCUGGCUAGGGAUGAAGAAAUGGACAGUUACCAAGAAGAGGAUUUGGAAAGAAUGCGGGAACAGUGGCUGGCCACACUCACUCAGCGUCAGGAGUAUCUAGACCAGCAGUUGCAGAAGAUCGUGUCCAAACAAGAUAAGUCAGAAGACGAUUUAGAAAGGGAGUCUCAGCUGCUGGAGUGCCGUCUGACACUCACCGAAGAACGCAAUGCCGUUUUGGUGCCGUCAGCUGGCAGUGGCAUUCCUGGAGCACCAGUUGAAAGAGUUCCUGUACCAGGAAUGGAAACACACAUUCCUGUCCUGUUUCUGGAUCUCAGUGCUGAUGAUUUCCAGUCGAACCUUUCUGCCCCUCUCGCCGGGGGUGUCGAUGCAUAUCUUGCUGGGGAAUAUGAAGAUGACUUCUUUGACCUUCACAUUGUCAAACACGACGAUUCAGAAGUAAAGGUGGAGGCAUCCUGGGAUUCAACAGUACACGAUUGCCCUGAGCUCAGCCGUGUGGCAUCUGGUGAGCAGAGGGUCUACCUCACGAUCCGUGUCGUGGUUGAGUUGAGCCACCCUGCCCACAUGCAGCUGAUUCUGAGGAAACGCAUUUGUGUCAACGUCACUGGGAAAAAGGGUUUUGCUCAGAGCCUUCUGAAGAGGAUGUCCCAGCGCAGCACCAUCCCAGGAUGUGGCGUCACCUUUGAAAUUGUCUCAAACAUACCAGGAGAUUUCCACGGGCCAGAAGACCGAGAGAUGCUGGCCCGAUUAGCCGCUAGCACAGAUGAUGACCAGUCAGGCGACAGUGAGGCAGCUAUUGAGAAAUACCUGCGUAGCGUCCUGGCUGUGGAGAACAUCCUCACUCUCGACAGACUGCGACAGGAAGUAACAGUGAGGGAGCAACUAGCACUCAGAGGGAAAGUUCCCAGACGCUGCCUCAGCUCGCCAAACGUCAACCGGCUCUCAGUCGGCAAUCUGGAUGUGUUCUCUUCAACUCAUAAACUCUGUGACUUCAAGGGUUGGGAGAGUCACCAGGACCUCUCCGCUGCUUCUGCUCAGUCCAGGCGCACAUUGCCCAGCUCCAUAUCGCGCAGCCUGACCCCAGACACAGUGAAGGCUGUUCCUAAUCUCCUGAAGUCAUUGAUUUCUGGUGGAAAAGAAGAUAGUGGAGAACAGGCGACUAUCCAUCAACAGGUUGGCUGUCCUGAGCCCCAGCAGGACAGGAUAGAUGUGUUUGACCUACUCUCUACUGUCCAUAAUGUGCCUCGUAUCAUGGUGCAGUCAGCCAGUGUUGAAGAGGGAAUGAACACACAUCGGCAAGUUCCUACUGAGGAAAUCAGCCCUCCUGCCAUCCACCAGGAGAGUCCCAGAUUAGUGCCUCUCCCCCCACCAAUCAUCCCAGAGACAGAAGACUCCACCCAGAGCUCCAUGAGCGAAGCGUCAAGUGGUUACAUUUCAACGAGUAUCUCCACAGCGACGCUCUCUGACGUCUACACGCUGAGCUGGGACCAUCCUCCGUCAUCAGGCCAAAAAGCUGAUAGCUACGAGGCCGUGACAGAUGAAGAAGAAAAUAAAGUGAUACAGAGCCUUUCCUUGCAAUCUGACAGUGGCUCUGGAUCUGAACCUCAAGAGUUUUUCCAGGCAGCUACGGAGAACACCAACCUACCGCAGUCCAAACCAAAUCACAAUUCAUCUGAUUUAAAUCAACAGAAACCAAAUCCAUCUCCUGUCCAUGAAGUCAAAGCCCCGUCUCUAUGCGUAGACUCCAACAUUCCACCAACAACAGUGCAUUUAGAACACCGCUCGAUGGAAUCGGCACAAUCAGACGGUGAGCUGUCACUCACAAAUUCAUUUAUAGUCCAAGUGCAACAACCAACAGACUCAAAACCAAAGACCUCUGUGACAGGAACAGUUCAAAUGAAUACGAAAGAAUCAACUAAAGCAAUUCAAGAAGUGUUAAAGAAGAAUGAACAAUCCAAAUUGGAAGAGCCUGCCCAAAUGUCCUCUGAACCGUCUAUAGUCCCACUGGAGGAUUCUGAUCCACUAGCUUGUCCUCAGGAAAAAUCCCCUUUGAAGAACACCAGUGGUUCUGCCAUCUCAACAUCCAGCGACGUCCACCUAGAAAACCUUGAUGCCGCAGCAGAACCCAACGUGCAACCCUCCGAAUCUGCAGCAGCAGUCAAGCCUUUCAAGAUCCAGAAAGUCCAGUCGUCAGACCUCAAGUCCUUCCAACGGAUACUCGGUGACUCGGAGGGGGAGCCUGUUCAGACCGACACCUGCGCCUCUUCAAAAUCGGACUCUAAUCUGGCAGAGCCCUUGGAGCUCAUUUUAGAUUGCGAGGAAGGCGAGGCAGCUUCCGGGGUCAUUCUGCCCGACUGGAUAAAAGAAGGGGAAUUUGUCACUGUAGGGACCAAUAAAAGAGGCAUCGUGCGCUACGUGGGACCCACAGACUUUGCUGAGGGCAUGUGGGUGGGAGUGGAACUUGAGGUACCUGCAGGAAAGAAUGACGGCUCCGUAGGCGGGAAGCACUACUUCCACUGUAAUCCAGGUUACGGAGUGCUAGUCCGGCCGGACAGGGUGACCCGGGGUGGCGGCAAACGCCGACGACAGCAACAGAAGCGCCGCAGCGCCAACUUGUCAGGAUCAGCUCCAAACCUGGCGGCGCUCACUGCUCUGGCUAAAGGUGCAUCAUCGUCUCGCAAUAUUGCAGAAGACCAUAAAAAUUCUUGACAGGAGAGAAUGAGAAGCCUCAGAUGUGCAGAUUUGGCUUGGAAGUGUUUUCUACAUCACAUAUUUGAUGUUAAAUGUCUUUCUACAUGUGGAGAUAUGACCCAUUUCUCCCAGUUUUCAUUCAAUGCUGGAUGUGUUCACUUGAACACUUUGUAAUGCUACAUGCCAAGUAAGUAACUGUUUUUGCAUUAACAGUUAUAUACUGAAUUUAGAAUCUUAAGGUGGCUUCAUGGAAAAGGUUUGCUGCUUUAGGGUUAUGUUUUCUAUAAUUACUUUUAAGCAUUUUUAAUGUUUUUUGUUUGGGGGGGGCGUACUGAUCUUUGUGUGCCUUGAUUGUUUGGAAGUGCAAAGCUUUUUAACGUCAUUUAAAAAAUAAAUAAAAAAUAGUCUCAGAUUUUGUGAUAUAACAUAAAUUGUCAUUUUCUGAUCUGAAACAAUCAUGUCUUAUUCCCAGAGGGCAAUGAAAAGAUUUAAAAACA